AUGAUGAGCAGCAGAUGUUCUUCACCCUGUGAGGUGACCUGCCCACAGCCCUAUGCCAGCGUCUGCAGCCAGCCCUGCGUCACCUCCUGUGGGGACUCCCGUGCUGUCAUCUAUCCCCCACCCGUGCUCAUCAACUUCCCAGGCCCCAUCCUCAACUCCUGCCCGCAAGAGAGCGUCGUGGGCACCUCGUUUCCAUCACCUAUUAUGGGCUCCAGUGAAUCAGGGGGCUCCUUUGGUUCUGGUGGCUCCUAUGGAGGAGGCAGCUCCUAUGGAGGAGGCAUAGGGGGUUCCUAUGGAGGAGGCAGCUCCUAUGGAGGAGGCAUGGGGGGUUCCUAUGGAGGAGGCAGCUCCUAUGGAGGGGGUAUGGGGAGCUCCUGUGGUGGGGGCAGGUCGUUUGGCUCCGGGGGCUCAUUCGGAGGCAGAAGAUCCAUCACCUCCAGGAGCUGCUAUGGAGGUGGCUUUGGAGGAGGCAGCUCCUACGGUGGGGGCUCCUUUGGGGGUGGGCGCUCCUCUGGCAUAGCAAGCUGCUAUGGAGGCAGCGGCUCCUCUGGGUUCCGCAGGUCUAGUGGGGGAGGCUGUGGUUACUUCUGA
Messenger RNA from Coturnix japonica (Japanese quail), 591 nucleotides. NCBI's taxonomy places the organism in Eukaryota, Metazoa, Chordata, Aves, Galliformes, Phasianidae. The record is from RefSeq and is a predicted model, not a curated record.